UGGCCUGUGGGCGCGGUUUCCGCGUGUUUGGGCGGGAGGAGCUUUAGAAAACAGGAAAUGUCAUCGACAAAAGUGAAAGUUGUGAGCGCGACGAGGCUAUUAAAGUUCGGAGAACUGGCCACAUGACGUCUUCUACCAUGGUGCGGAACAGAGAUGGCGUUAAAGGAAGCGACUGGUAGACACGGGGCCAAAGAUGCAGGGGGCCAUCGCGCGCGUGUGCGUGGUGGUCGCCGCCGCCAUCUUGAACCACCCCUUGCUGUUUCCCCAAGAGAACGCCACCUCCGCGGUGGAGCAGGACGCGGAGCUGAUGGCGCGCAUGCGGCAGCACGAGGAGAGGCUGGCGAGGGAACGGGCCAAGAUGGAGGAGGCUCUCUCGCAGCCGGAGGAAGGCGCCUGGGAGGAGGCGUACAGCUGGUACGUAUGGAGCGCCCUGUCCUUCGCCGUCUUCCUCGCCGUGGAGAUGUGCAGGGCGGACGCGGCCGACUGGAACGGCGGGGGUGUGGACGACGAGCUGCCUGAGAGUGGCUGCGUGGACGCCACCUCCAUGGCGCUGGAUAAAGACGUCCUCGCCAACUUCUGUGACAAAAGCACGUACGGCCACGCCCACGACACCGGGAGGGCCAGGGAGUUUGCGGAGGGUUUUGUGGACGACCUCCUGGAGUCUCUGAGGAGCGUCUGUGACCGGGAGGCGGACAUGGAAGUGGAGGACUUUGUCGGGAUGGGAAGCAUGUUCGAGUCCUGGCAGAUGUGCAAGCCCCCGGUGUGCGACUUCAUCGUGCCCUUCUCGCCCCCCGACCCGCUGGCCUUCCAGGUCAGCUUGUGGUGUGACCCGUCCAGCGACGUGCCGCCCGACAGGCGGGGGUGCGGCACCAUCCGGGUGAGCCGGCCCGGGGACCCCGAGGGCGGGUGCUUGUGUGGUUCUGCCAACAUGGGCGAGGACAUGCUGUGUCUGCUGCACGCCAACCAGCUGCACGCCUACCUGGACCCCAGAGGAAGCUCUCUCCUGGCCAAAGGUGGAGUCAUGGCGUGGUUCCAGGUGGCCCUCACCAAAGCGUGGGGGCGCAUCUCCCACAAAUAUGACUUUGAGGUCACCUUCCGCAGCCUGGACACGGCGGGCGCCUUGAAGAUCCGAUUCCCUUCCGGGAAAGCCAUGAUGGUGAACAUCAUCCCCGCGGUCCAGCUGGCGGACACCGACGCCUACUUGGUCUCGCACUUCCCGUCGGACUGCGGCGGACCUCCAGACCCGUUCUGGCCUCUCUCGCUGGCCGUCUACGAGAGGAAUCUCCUCAAGCACCUGGCCAGGCCGCUCCCACAGCCCUCCUGCCACCUGCACUGCCUGCAGGUGGUCACCUUCCUGCACAGGAAGCAGACGGCGCUGACAGGCGGGAACGCUCUGCUGGACUACCACUGGAAGACGGUGGUGUUGCACCUGCUGCUGCUCCACCCGCCGCCCGCCUGGGCCGCCGACAGGACGGAGUGCAGACUGAGGGACAUACUGGGCUUCAUGCACAGGAGCCUCCGGGAGAAGAGACUCCAUCACGUCCUGAUCGGGAACCACAGAGUCCCGGGAGAGCUGCGGCUGCCGGAGACCAUCCGCAGAGCGGAGCCCGUCAACCUGUUCCGGAGUUUGGUGCUGAGGAGGGACCAGUACGCCAACACUGUGCGCCACCUCCAGGAGAUGAUGAGGAAUGCGGCCAUGUUGUUACAAGAGUACACGCCGCUCUUGUCUAAUAGAGGCUUUCAUUACUAGAAGUAUUCUAUUUAUAUAUCAUUACUAGAAGUAUUCUAUUUAUAUAUCAUUACUAGAAGUAUUGUAUAUAUAUAUAUGUAUAUAUAUAUAUAAUACAUAUAAUUACUAGAAGUAUUGUAGUGCACUUGUUGUGGACCAAACAAGACUGUAAUCCAUACUUGCCAACCUUGAGACC
Messenger RNA from Nerophis lumbriciformis (worm pipefish), 1925 nucleotides. RefSeq names its product inositol 1,4,5-trisphosphate receptor interacting protein (gene itprip). NCBI's taxonomy places the organism in Eukaryota, Metazoa, Chordata, Actinopteri, Syngnathiformes, Syngnathidae. Gene Ontology annotation, cellular component: membrane. The record is from RefSeq and is a predicted model, not a curated record.